This is a messenger RNA of Peromyscus eremicus (cactus mouse), 2730 nucleotides long. RefSeq names its product RNA exonuclease 5 (gene Rexo5). Gene Ontology annotation, molecular function: exonuclease activity; RNA binding. Gene Ontology annotation, cellular component: nucleus. The record is from RefSeq and is a predicted model, not a curated record. Lineage: Eukaryota; Metazoa; Chordata; Mammalia; Rodentia; Cricetidae.
CCUAGCAGGAACAGAUGGGACACAGCACGCCGCUCUGAGAGAACCCGGUCCCUCGGACUCCUGCAACCUGGCGUGCAUGGCGGCGUGAGGCCCGAGACCGAGGUUCCACCCGGGGCCUUUCCAGACCCAGACACAACGGCUGCGGAAGACCGCCGCCAAGCCUGCGGGGGAACCCCUAGCGUACCGCGCCAGCCGCUUGGUCGCCAUGCCCGCCACUCUGUCCUCUGAGUCCAACCGCCGGAAGUCGGCUGCCCUCACUUCCGGUCCGUUUAAACGCCGGCGCGGCUGAUCUGUGAGGCGCGCCUGGGGCGGUUCCGGACCGGGAGGGCGUGGACCGAGGCUGGAGGAGGGCGAGCAGCUUCGCUCCGCCCCCGGCGUGCUUCAGCGAUCCGCCCGAGAGAAGCGGCGGCACGGUUUCCUGGACCCUGCGGGGGCCUCAGCUCCAGCUCAUCCUUCCCUGCAGCCUGAUGGAGCUAGAGACCCAGACCAUCGCCAGGAGGAGGAAGGAGGGCCCGACCUCGGCCCUGGCGACAGAGCUGGGUAGGCCUCCGUGGGAUCUUGAGGACACGCUGUCUAAAGCCAAGAAAACUCGAUUAUCUACUAUUUUAUUUGCUGAAAAUUAUGAAGUAACCCAUAGACAGCUGUGUGAGUUGCUGAAGUAUGCAGUUCUGGGUAAAUCCACUGUUCCUAACCCCAGCUGGUGCCAGCUUUUACACCAAAACAACGUGUUUGUGGUUUUUAUUCUGAAGGGAAUGAGUCAGUUACACUUCUACAUGUUCUAUUUGGAAUUCAGAUUUCUCCGAAAGACAUUCAGACAUAAACUCAGCUUGCCUCCUCCAACAUCUAAUUGUCUAUUUGAUAUCAUUGGGCUACAAAAGAAGAAAUCAGCUAGAGGUUUCCUAGGACUAUUGGAGGGACCUUUAGUUUCUGCCAUUUUAAAAUCCAGCAUCAACCUGCAGAAUGACCACGUCAUUCAAAAGUAUGGCUGUGAGAAAGUGGGCUUGACUAGAUGCCUUCUGACACAAGAGGAAAUGAAAACAUUUCACUUUCCACUACAAGGUUCUCCUGACUGUGAAAACUUUAUCCUUACCAAGUGUAAUGGUUCCAUAACAGAUAGUAGUCCCCUCUUUGGACUUGACUCUGAAAUGUGCCUUACAUCCAAGGGGGGAGAACUAACACGCAUCUCACUGGUUGCUGAAGGAGGCCAUUGUAUUAUGGAUGAACUGGUUAAACCUGACUUCAAGAUUCUGGACUGCCUUACUAGUUUUUCAGAAAUCACAAAGAAGAUUCUUAACCCAGUGACAACCAAAUUCAAAGAUGUACAGAAGCUGUUAAGAGAACUGCGUCCUCCUGAUGCUGUGUUAGUGGGCCAUUCCCUAGACUUGAAUCUCAGAGUAUUGAAAAUUGCAGAGCUCAAUCUGGAAGCACUAGCUAGUCAUAAAGAACUGAGAGCAGCCAGUCAAGCAUCGGGAAACCAGGAAGCAGCUACAAAGCACCCAAAUAUGAGUGUUUUAGACUGCCUGGACUCAAUGGGUCAGAAACUCCUUUUCUUGACUCGGGAUAUAGAUGAGCUUUCUUCUUCUAGAAACUGUCAAACUAUUAAGUGCUCUUCAAAUAAAGAGGUACUUGAGCAAGCCAGAGGGGAAGUCCCUUUGUUUCCCUUCAACAUUGUACAGUUCUCUUUUGAGCCCUUUUUCAUAUUUGCUGAGGAGUUGAAGAAAAGAACGAAGACCAAGUGGACAGAGAUGUCAGCUGUCUAUGUUGGGCCAUUUUUCAAAAAUUGUAACAUUGGGGCUGUGAAGAAGACGUUUAACAGCUUGGGCCCAGUCCAGUCAAUAACUCUUGUUCUUGACACUUCUAGGCUUUACUUCUGUAUACAGUAUGAAGUCCUGGAAGCUGCUCAGCUGGCUAUAGAAACCAUGAAUGGCAUUCUGGUAGAAGGUUCCUACAUCAGGGUGCACAGGCAUGUGACAGAAUUCACCCUUGAGUGUGACACCCUUGUGCAUGAGCUAGAGCAAGAUUCUGAGAACCAAGCUACUAUAUAUGUGGCUGGAUUAGGUAAAACUUUUAAAGAACACCUGUUAGAGCAGUCCAGCCUCUUUCCUGACCUGGAAGCUGUGAUCCUGCCUAAAGAUGUUAAAAGCAGAAAGCAAAAAACUACUGUUUCUUGAUUAAAGUUCAAAACUCGUGACAGUGCCCAGGUAGCCCUUGAAAUUCUCAAAGGCAAGGACUGGAAGUUGAAAGGCAGAUAUGCCCUAACCCCUAGGCACCUCCAGGCAUGGCUCAAGGACAUACAUCCUGAACCAGCAGCAAUGCCUUCAGGAUUUGGACUAGUUCCGCCUCUCUUGGAGAAGCAUGUCUUCCAGGAGGCUAAAUGUUGACACUGACUUUGCUCCUACCAUCGAAAGAUAGUAGCCUGGCACUGUGACCAGAGGAUUGAAAAGCUCUACCACAGCCUGAGCCCAGGUACCCUCUGCCUCAUCCUGCUGCCAGAAACCAAGAACACGUUUGGAUCACACCCUGGCUUAGGACUGAUGAAAAUAAAGGAAGAAGAAGAAAGUGACACCCCAGGCCUGGGAGUGUGAGUCUCCCCACACUUUUCCCAUAUAGAGAAUGUGACUAGGCUACAGCCCCUUCAAGAGGAUGGCAAGCUUUUCCAUCUAGCAGACAGCUAUGGUAAAAAGUUGGGAUACCAGCUGAAGUAUAUUGUCAUGUGCAAAAUUUCAAUAA